AUCCGUCGAAACUCCUUUACCAGAAGAAAAGCAGAAGUAAAGGUGGAGAGAGAGAGAGAGAGAUGGCGAGCAGCAACGACUCAUCUCCCAAAUCCAGCCCUAAAAAGGCGAAUCUGGUGGACCAUCACUCCAUCAAACACCUUCUCGACGAAUACAUCUCUGAGAUCGUUACUGGCCGAGGAUACACCGAAGACGUGCGAUUGAGCAACAUCAGAUUGCUAUUGGGGGCCAUCAUCAUCGCCAUCGCGCUCGUUGCGCAGUUCUAUCCUAAGAAAUUCCCGGAAAACAGGGAUUUCCUCGUCGGAUGCAUCGUGUUGUAUAUAGCCUUCAACGGAUUGUUGCAAUUGAUCAUCUACACAAAGGAGAAGAAUGCGAUCCUUUUCACUUACCCUCUCCCAGGAUCCUUUAACAGCACUGGGCUGGUAGUCUCUUCCAAGCUGCCAAGGUUCUCUGACAUGUACACUCUCUCCAUUGCCAGUGCUGAUCCGAAAUCAAUUUCUGCCAGAAAGCCAGUCCAGUUUACAAAGAGUGUCACCAAGUGGUUUACUCAUGAUGGGGUUCUUGUGGAAGGUCUAUUCUGGAAAGAUGUUAGCAAACUGAUUGAUGAUUAUGCUGGAGAUUCUCGAAAGACCAAAUGAAUCCAAGCAGACUAUAGGUACAAAUAUACAAGGCAGGACCGACCGAUCAGGCGAAGUGAGGCAGUGGCACCAUUGCCCUGAAAAUUUGAGACUGUUCGAAUCCUACCUGUUUUACAAGAACUCUUUGAGAUUGCGUGAUUUAUGGCAGACCAUACUCCAAACAUGGUUGAAAAGAGAAAUUAAUCCAUAACACUUUUCUUUCCUGU
Magnolia sinica is the source of this 844-nucleotide messenger RNA. RefSeq names its product signal peptidase complex subunit 2-like. Lineage: Eukaryota; Viridiplantae; Streptophyta; Magnoliopsida; Magnoliales; Magnoliaceae. Gene Ontology annotation, biological process: protein targeting to ER. The record is from RefSeq and is a predicted model, not a curated record. The coding region runs from base 63 to 638 and encodes 191 amino acids. Gene Ontology annotation, cellular component: signal peptidase complex; membrane. The transcript is spliced from 5 exons.